AUUCUCAAACAGAUUAUAGUGUAACGACAACGCCGUGGGGUCUGUAACGACUAACGCAAGCGUGGGUCUGAAACGAAAAGAAACUGGGAAAUCGCGAUUUUAUAUUAACGGCGAAACAGCAAGCUAGCUAGAUGGUUAGCUAGGCAUACGUGACAUCUCCAGUAUGCUUUAGAGGGAAUCGCUUAAUCGGACAGCUCAGUAGCCGUUUGAUAGUGAGUUGAUACGAAUCGACAUUAAAUUACAGGAUAGCGAUUUAGCUUAUUGGGUAUAUUUACUUAAAAUAAAGGAAUUUUUCUUCAACGUUGCAUGGAUAGGUACAGUUCGACCAGAUGCGGUAGUUUCAAUGAUCAUAGCAGAUUUGGUAGGGAAGGCUGGGUUGAAUGACCAACAAGGGAACGUCCAAAAACUGCGUCCAAUGUUUCUUUAACAAGGUGUCUUUGACAUUGCUAGCGAAUUUAUGGAAAAUAUGAGUUAAUAUAUUUAACGGAAUCUCCGAUGUAUUCCCACUGGCAUGUGCGGUUCAAAAAUAUGCUUGGGGAAAAGUGGGGCUAAACAGUGAAGUGGCUAAACUUGUUCUUGGAGGGGACCCACUGGCUGUAAUUGAAGAUGACCAACCAUACGCUGAGCUGUGGAUGGGUGCUCACCCCAAAGGAGAUGCUCUCAUCAAAGACAAUAGGAUAUCACAGCGGACACUGGGCCAGUGGAUAGCAGAUUAUCCUGGAUGCUUGGGGUCAAAGGUCAAAGACACCUUCCAAGGCCAGCUGCCCUUUCUCUUCAAGGUCCUUUCUGUAAACAAUGCACUUUCCAUCCAGGCCCAUCCUAACAGGGACUUGGCAGCCAGGCUACACGCUCAGUUUCCUGAGCACUACCCUGACAGUAACCACAAGCCUGAGAUGGCCAUUGCUCUGACACCCUUUGAAGGUCUGUGUGGCUUCCGACCUGUUGAAGAGAUCAUAGGAUUUCUGAAAUCCGUGCCGGAGUUCCACGCCCUGGUGGGCAACGCGGCGGCGGAGGAGCUGCAGAGCAGCAUGGGGGACGCGGGCCGCCAGUCGCUCGCCCUCAAAAAGUGCUUCACCAGGAUGAUGAACUGCGAGAAGAAAGUGUUUGUGGACCAGCUCAACAUGCUGGUGAAGAGGGUGUCUGAGGAAGGGGCUGCAGGGAAGGACACAUCAAGCAGUAAUGGUGAACUGUUGCUACGGCUACACUCACAGUUUCCUGGUGACAUCGGGUGCUUCUCCAUCUACUUCCUGAACCGCGUGAUGCUUCAGCCGGGGGAGGCCAUGUUCCUGGGUGCCAAUGAACCACAUGCCUACCUAUUUGGAGACUGCAUUGAAUGCAUGGCCUGCUCGGACAACACAGUGCGCGCGGGCCUGACUCCCAAGUUCAUCGAUGUCAGCACGCUAUGCGAGAUGCUCAACUACAGCCCCGCCCCUGCUAGCAGCAAAAUCUUUCCCUCUGUCCAGGACCCAUCGGACCCCUGCGUCUUCCUGUAUGACCCCCCCGUACCAGACUUCACUGUCAUGAGGAUAGAGGUGCCUGGCUCGGUGAAGCAGUACACGGUGGCUCCAGUGGACUGUGCCGGCAUCCUGCUGGUGGUGCAGGGUGAGGCCACCGCCACCACGGCCGGUUCCCUCUCCGACAUGGCUCUGAGGCGGGGCUCAGUGCUCUUCAUCUCGGCCAAUGAGAGCGUGGCCCUGCACAUCACCUCUCCCUCUGGCAUGACGCUGUUCCGAGCCUGCUGCCUCUUAUAGCGCCCUGUCAUCUGUGCUACCACUCUGUCCAGUACCCAGAAUGCCCCUGGCUUCCGUUCAGAAAGGAGAGCAUAAGGCCAGGCAACCUGGGCUUUUAAACAUCACACUAUGGUCAUUACAGAGUGUAUUCCACAUAUGUUACAAAAUUACAUAUUACACAGAUACACACACCCAGACAGACAUGCGCACACACACACACACACAUACAUAAAUACAUAUGCACGCACAUUCAGUUUUUCAGUGUGAACUUGCUGUGAUUCAUCCGGUCCUUAGGGUUAUGUUUGCUAGGGAUUCAGCUAUGUGAGCACGAAAGCUGUAUUCUGAGAUUUUCUUAGUAUAGCAUUGUUCCUCGUACAUCUCUCUGUAUAGGUGCUUAGAACAAGGUAUUCCUGAUUGACCAGCAUUUCUUCUCAACCCCCCACCCCCCCUUCCCCCUCCCCACAAAGAGGAGGCUGGGGGUAAAGACAUUUCCAUUCACUGUACAGGAAUGAAUGACAAAAACCCUCACAUACUUCCUUUCUCUGCCUGAUAAUGACUUGUGGAAAUACCAAGAUAAGCGCUCAUAGUUGGCAUUAUUUAUGGUUCACCCAGUGGUCAUGUGCCUGUGCAUGCUUACACACUGAUAUCCAACACACUGAUGGUCAACAGUAUGCUGCAAAUACAUAAGAUUAUUUUUGAAAUGUAACUGCUGUGAAAUGUACAGGUUAAUUAAGUGCUUCCUUCUCGUUCAAGUACAACAUACAAAUCUUAAUUUACCCUAUCAAAUUAACGGCAUUCAUUCGGUUUUCCAGCUUGUUUUUCAGCACAUAUUUGUGUUUUAUUAAAUGUUAACAUCAGGUGUAUGGCAUAAAGAAGGAUGUACAAACACUGGUUAUUGAGUUCGUCACACUGUGUAUAUAGGACUUGUGAUUAGUUCAGAAAUAAAUAUCCUUGAAUUUUCCUGGUGGACGAGUUGCGAGGCAUUAAACACACUCAUUCUGUCAUACUGUGUAAAUGAGGGAAAAGCGUUCUCCAGCUUUCUCUGGAUUAUCACAGAGAAAUGGUGAAAUGAAGAAAUGUUAAAUGCAGUUCUCUGAGCUUUCCGUUAUGAUGGCUUUGGCUUAUGUUUUUAGAACUGUGAAUUUUAUUAAUCCUGAAACAUGUCCUGAAGUUAACAAGCUUUUUUGGACUCAUGACGUUUCUGAAGUUUCCACAGAGCAGUUGUGGGGUUGAGCGAGUACUGUUGUGUUUUAAUGAAAUGAAGUUUACAGUGAUAACACUUGGAACAUGACAUUUAACACAGAUAAUUUCCCAAAGUGUCCACACAUUUCCAUAAGAAGACUGAAUGAAUCCAUCUCAUUAUUUUAUCCAUUCAAUGUUACUGAGUAUUUUUUCCAACCUAUAGAUGCGUUACUUUGAGAUAAUUUGCACUAGAGCACUAAAGUAUAUAGAUGACUUGAGGAUAUGUUAUCCCCAUCCCUAAUCAGUUAAUUGAGCACAAUGCGUGAGAGACUUGAUGUCCGUUGUGUUGAAAAAAAUACCCCUGAGGUUUGAAUGAUGGCAUUUGACCAUGUGAGAAUGCAUACGUCUGCACAGGUACUGAAUAAGGAAAUGCAUCGUUGGAAUGAGUCUGCAUUUUUGAGUAUAGCAUGGGUCUGUGAAGAGAACAUAUGUAAUGUAAUGCAGUGAAUCCAAAUAAACAUCCUUACACUAAUA
Messenger RNA from Anguilla anguilla (European eel), 3446 nucleotides. It is a transcript of the gene mpi, whose product is annotated as mannose phosphate isomerase. The transcript has 8 exons. Gene Ontology annotation, biological process: GDP-mannose biosynthetic process; carbohydrate metabolic process. NCBI's taxonomy places the organism in Eukaryota, Metazoa, Chordata, Actinopteri, Anguilliformes, Anguillidae. Gene Ontology annotation, molecular function: zinc ion binding; mannose-6-phosphate isomerase activity. The record is from RefSeq and is a predicted model, not a curated record. Bases 633 to 1751 code for a protein of 372 amino acids. Gene Ontology annotation, cellular component: cytosol.